Molecule: messenger RNA, 1203 nt
Organism: Hirsutella rhossiliensis
Lineage: Eukaryota; Fungi; Ascomycota; Sordariomycetes; Hypocreales; Ophiocordycipitaceae
Exons: 2
Coding region: 1-1203 (400 amino acids)
Source: RefSeq, a predicted model, not a curated record
AUGCGACGGCCCGUCUUUGCCUCGUCGUCAUCGUCACCGACCACGACGACGAGCAAGCUCCAGCUCGCGCUCCUCGCCCUCGGCGCCGCCACCUCGCUCGUCUCGGCCACGCCCUGCCCCAAGGACCGCCGCGAUGCCCUCGCCCCGCGCGCCGACUGCGGCACCCCCUGCGGCGCCGAGAAGCAGCUCUGUUGCGGCGCCGGCCAGGCCUGCACGACGCUGCCGGGAGACGUGGCCACGUGCGUCGCUGCCCACGGCGGCGGCACCUACGGCCUCUACACCACCACCUGGACCGAGACGCGCACCUACACCAGCACCAUCAUGACGUACUGGAUGCCCGCCCCCGAGCCCACGGCCGGUGUCGACUGCGUGCCCCCGAGCGCCGAGCAGCAGGCCUGCGGGCCCAUCUGCUGCGCCGGCUGGCAGACGUGCGCCUUCCAGGGCCAGUGCUCGGUCAAGCCGGGCUUCGUCGAGCCCUCGACCGUUCUCGUCACCUCGGACGGCAAGGUCACCACGCGUUACUCGGCCCCCUUCCGCGUCACCGGCACCACCACCAUCACCUCGAGCGGCGUCGGCACCGGCCAGCCCGCCGACUCGGCCGCCCAGGCCACCCGCACCAGUGACGCCGGCCAGGCCAUCGGCGCAGACGGCGGCACCGCCGGCGGCGGGCUCAGCGCCGGCGCCAUUGCCGGCAUCGUCAUCGGCACCCUCGUCGGCGUCGCCCUGCUGCUGCUGCUGUGCUUCUGCUGCAUCGCCCGCGGCCUCUGGGGCGCCGUCUUUGGCGGCAAGAAGAAGCAUGAGCGCGAGGAGCGCCUCGAGAUCCACGAGCGCUACUCCCACCGCGCCAGCCGCGCGCCCUCGGCCUACUCGCGCAAGGACCGCCACUCGGGCUGGUUCGGCGGCCGCCGUCCCGCCCCUGCCGCCGAUCGCCGCGAGAAGAAGAAGUCGAGCGGCGGCUUGUGGUUGGCCAUUGCCGCCGGCGCCACAACCCUCCUCACGCUUCUCAACCUCAAGAAGGACAAGCGCGUGCCUCCUCGCAAGGUCCCCCCCUCGUCUCGCUACACCUACUCGGACUACACCUACUCGGACGCCACCACGAGUCCCAGUAGCUCCAGCUCCGGUCGUCGCACCACCUACACGCGCCGGACGGGCGACAGCCGCGGCCCACGGUCUCAGUACUCUCGGUCCUCGAGACGGCCCUAG